This is a messenger RNA of Lathyrus sativus (Indian pea), 768 nucleotides long. NCBI's taxonomy places the organism in Eukaryota, Viridiplantae, Streptophyta, Magnoliopsida, Fabales, Fabaceae. The record is from the annotation of a GenBank genome assembly.
AUGGGUUUUCUGUUACCACCCUCUCUGUUUUUAUCUCUGCUUCUUCUAUUUUCUUCCCACGAAACAAAAGCUAAUCAGCUCAAUAACUUCAACCCAUCAAUAACAACGACAACUACCAUUUCCAAUAGUAGUAACGAAAGAAAACUCGCAGGAAAAUGCAAUUUGUUUCGUGGCAAAUGGGUCUAUGACGCUUCAUAUCCUCUCUAUGAUCCUUCUUCUUGUCCUUUCAUAGAUCCACAAUUCAACUGUCAAAAAUACGGUCGACCUGAUACUCAGUAUCAGAAAUAUAGAUGGCAACCUCUCACUUGUUCUUUACCAAGGUUCAAUGCAUUGGAUUUUCUAGCAAAGUAUAGAGGAAAGAAGAUUAUGUUUGUUGGUGAUUCUUUGAGUUUGAAUCAAUUCAAUUCAUUGGCAUGUAUGAUUCAUUCAUGGGUGCCAAAUACAAGAACUUCAUUCUCAAAGCAAAGUGCUAUUUCCACGAUAACAUUUCAGGAUUAUGGUCUCCAAUUAUUUUUAUACCGCACACCAUAUUUGGUAGACCUAGACCGUGAGAACGUUGGGAAUGUUCUAAAGUUAGACUCGAUAAAGAGUGGCGAUAAAGAGUGGCGAUGCUUGGAGAGGAAUGGAUGUACUGAUCUUCAACACGUGGCAUUGGUGGACCCACACCGGCAACGCACAACCAUGGGAUUAUAUUCAAGAGGGUGGCAAGUUGUACAAAGACAUGAACAGAUUCAUUGCAUUUUACAAAGGCUUGACAACUUGGGCUAG